Solenopsis invicta (red fire ant) is the source of this 1100-nucleotide messenger RNA. It is a transcript of the gene Snx3, whose product is annotated as sorting nexin-12. Gene Ontology annotation, biological process: late endosome to Golgi transport; endocytic recycling. Lineage: Eukaryota; Metazoa; Arthropoda; Insecta; Hymenoptera; Formicidae. Gene Ontology annotation, cellular component: retromer complex; early endosome membrane. Gene Ontology annotation, molecular function: phosphatidylinositol-3-phosphate binding. Bases 236 to 727 code for a protein of 163 amino acids. The record is from RefSeq and is a predicted model, not a curated record. The transcript is spliced from 4 exons.
AUUGUUCAUAAGGGUGCGUGUAUGACAUGUGACGUAGCAGAAGAUGAAAAAGAAAGAAAAAGAGAGAGAGAAACCAAUUGUGUCAGGUUACUAAGCGCUGUCACUUCUGGCGGUUGGGUGUCUCGCGUAACAUCCGUCAGUAUUCGUUGCAUAUCGUUUAGUGUUUUUGAGCGUUUUACAGAAGCAAGGUUCGCUAAGGCGAACGUAAUAUUAAGUUGAAACUCGUAAUUGUGAAAUGGCGGACACAACCGUAGACGCAACGCGGCGCUUAAAUGUGAAAAAACAAACGCUGGACGACGCUUACGCGGCGCCUGCUAACUUUCUUGAAAUCGACGUGAUUAAUCCGAUUACACACGGCGUCGGCAAGAAACGAUAUACCGAUUACGAAGUUCGUAUGAGAACAAACCUACCAGUCUUUAAAGUAAAGGAUUCAACGGUAAGAAGACGAUACAGUGAUUUUGAAUGGCUGAGAAAUGAAUUAGAAAGAGAUAGCAAGAUAGUGGUACCACCUUUACCAGGGAAAGCAUGGAAACGUCAAAUGCCUUUUCGUGGAGAUGAUGGAAUAUUUGAAGAAGAUUUUAUCGAAGAUCGAAGAAAAGGCUUGGAAGUUUUCGUUAACAAAAUAGCUGGACAUCCUUUGGCACAGAACGAACGAUGUUUGCAUAUGUUUCUGCAAGAACCGAUAAUAGAUAAGAAUUAUGUACCUGGAAAGAUACGUAACACAUAAGUCGCCAUAAAAAUGUAUCACCAUAAAAUACUUUUUCCACCAAGCCGUCAUAUUCAGGUUCGCGAUAUUUACAUUGACAUCUUUAUUUGAAAAUCACAAAUAUUCUAUAUUCUUGCAAAAACUAAGUAAGCUUCCAGUACCACAGUAUCAAAUCAGGAUGCUUAUUUGAAGAUAUCUACAUCUAGUUUACUCUUUAAAUAUUGUUAUGCUAAAAGUAUAUAUUAGUUAAGCAUCUUUAUAAGAAAAAUAAAUGGUAAAUUGGCAAAACCAUUCUUACAUGUUACUAGAUUUAUUCUGUCUGUACUGUUAUCAUAUAAUACUGUUUAUAACAAAAGAAAUAAGUAAAAUAAAAAAAUGUUAUUAUUCAUAAGAA